Molecule: messenger RNA, 2373 nt
Organism: Lodderomyces beijingensis
Lineage: Eukaryota; Fungi; Ascomycota; Pichiomycetes; Serinales; Debaryomycetaceae
Source: the annotation of a GenBank genome assembly
AUGAAUGACUCACUAUCCAAAAUCACGUCCAUAAUAGAGUCCGCCAAGGACUUGUCGAUGGAGGCAUUCUCGGCAUCGACCCGUUUGAUCGAUUCGCAAGGAGGAACAACGGCGCCAGAGGAGAUUUCCAAGCUUUUGAAUUCCAGAUCCAACAGGGACGUCCUCAAUGGGAUGAAGUGCGUGACGACGAUAGUCUCCAAGGGCGAAGACGGACUUUUCUAUUUUGCAGAUGUCGUCAAGAACAUCACGAGCGACAACGCAAAGAUUCGGCAGUUGGUAAUUGUCUACUUGACCAAAUUUGCUGACGCAGAAGCCGAUACUGCAUUGCUCUCGAUCAAUUCUAUUCAAAAAUCAUUGACUGACAAACUGCCAGCAAACCGAGCAAUUGCCAUUAGGGCACUAGCGGGGAUCAAGAUUAGCUCGAUUGUGCCAAUUGUAACGUUGAGCUUGAAGCGGGCGUCAACGGACCCGUCAGCGUUAACCAGAGCCGCGGCGGCUAUCUCUAUCGGCAAGAUUUACGGAAUAGCGGGCAAGUCCAAAAAGCAAAUCUACGAAAUUUUGGGCAAGUUGUUGUCCGACAGCGAUGUGGUUGUGGUUUCCGCUGCCAUCAAGUCCUACUCCAGAAUCAGGCAAAACGAGCUUGGCAACCAGCAUGAUGCUACUAAAUGGCAGCAUAUCCAUGGCAAUUUCAGGAGAUUCUGUGCACUAUUGACAAGGUUUGACGAGUGGGCGCAAGUAUAUGCGAUCGAUAUCAUGACAGAGUACUGCCGUAAAUUUAUAGCCAAACCAAGCAAAGACACUAUGGAUGCAGACUUGCAGCUUUACUUGAGCUCAUUGCGGCCGUUGGUGCAAUCCCUAUCUCCAAUGGUGGUUGUAGGCGUGGCAAAGGCCACGUACCUAUUAUCCCCAGCUACGUUUGCUGAAUAUCGAAUGGAAACUAUGCUAUGCAGAAUCGGGACCCGCGAUUCAUCCAAGUUUGCUGCAUUUGCCCUUGAAGUUGUGGCUUUGAUUUGCGAAAAAGACGCACUGCUAUUCGCGGCGGAGUUUAGACUGUUUUAUUUGUUUCCCGAUGACCUUGACGAAGUGGCAAGAUUGAAGCUUGAUAUACUUUCACUACUAUCGACAGAGGACAACUUCAAGUACAUUUUCGAAGAAUUGAAAUACUACUCCAUGAAUUCCAACGAUGAAAUGUCGAGCAAAGCCAUCAAGGCAAUGGCCAACUGUUCUCGGCUCUCGCCCCAAUGGAACGAGUCAAUUUUGAAUUGGUGCUUGUCCAAAAUUGAGAAACUCAAGGGCGACUUGUUGAUUGAGCUUUUGACCGUGAUACGUUUCAUCGUUCAGGAGAUGUACGAUACCAAUCCGAUUGCGGAAAAGAGAAAUAUUUUGCGGAUUAUGAACAAAUUGGCCUCGAUUUUGAGGACGUCAGCUUUGGAAAUGGACGCCGAAGCCAAGGCUUCAAUUCUAUGGACGAUAGGAGAGUACACGGCAUUUGUUGAAAACUCCAUCGGACCCGAUGUGUUGCGCUUGAUGCUCAAGUCGUUUGCUAACCAAGCGGAACCGGUGAGGUACCAGCUCCUUGUUUUGGCGUCGAAAGUUUAUGCAUACCAGUUGAUUACUCUAGCGAGCGACGUUGAGUCUGGUAAAUCAGACAAGGAGGCCGUGGGCCUCAUUUUGCAGCAGUCGGUUGAGUUUAAAAUGUUUCAACACACACUACAAUUGGCCAAGUAUGAUGUUUCAUACGAUACACGAGACCGCGCUCGGAUGUUUAGCGCGUUAUUGAACUCGGGGCUAGAGCGAGCACAGUUGGCCUCGUUGAUUUUGCAAGUGCCCAAGUUGAUCCCACUAGUGAAUCCAGAGAGCAUGAACACGAACGAAAAUGGUAUGAGGCUGUAUUUCACUGAGCCGGCAUGGACCGAGGACACCGGAGCAUUGCCACCUUCUUCAAUCAGAACUGAAGCACCUAUCCAGUAUAAUAAACUUUCCGACAGGGCCAUGUUUGCGUCGUCAGAGAAGGCCAGAUCGCCUUCGCCCAUUACGGACAAGGCGAUUUCGUCUAGCCAAAUCCAAAGCUCGGUUAAUCGGGCGAAGUUUGAACAGCAGAAACAAAAGACUUAUCAAUUGCAAAGCUUGGAUGAUUUUUUUAAGAGCGAGGAAGAGUCGAGCUCCGAGGAGGAGGAGGAGGAAGGAGAAGAGGAAGAGGUAGAGGAAGAUGAUGAUGACGAUGACGAUGACGAUGAAGAAGAAGAAGAAGAAGAAGAAGAAGAUGAUGAUGACGGCGAUGGUGAUAGUGAUGAAGAUAGUGAUGAUGGCACUGAUCAUGAUAAUGAUGCGGGUGAUGCCCAUAGUAAUGGCUAUUCUAAAUUCAAGAAAUAA